AUGCUUUCACCCCAGCCUUCUCAACCGCCACCCGUUCCCUACUAUCCUGGACCUCCCACCCAGGAAGGCAAAGUUACUUACUGGAACCUCUUUCUUGAGACAAGCCCAAAUGAGGAUAACCAGCACGAGUUUCGAGUAUUCCUAGACAACGCCGUGAACAAGUACGACAUGAAAGUCGCAGCUUCUAUCAUCAGACUUGCCCAAAGCUUCAAAUGCAGCGAAGAAUUCUUCAUCAGCAUCGCUGGCCCACAAGGAGGCCAUCGAAUGUUCGUGGAGUCUGUGCUGGAGACAGUACCAGAUCUAGAGGACGCCAAAGGUGAAGAAUGGGACAGGGCCUACGAGGAAGCCUUCCCGUUCGGACACACGGCCCAGGGUAUUUUGUACGGCAAGCUCUACGGGCUGAACAAUCGGAGUGGCUGCCAGAGGAGCAACUGGCGGACCCGCAGCUCUCGCCAGUAG
Molecule: messenger RNA, 459 nt
Organism: Penicillium cataractarum
Lineage: Eukaryota; Fungi; Ascomycota; Eurotiomycetes; Eurotiales; Aspergillaceae
Exons: 1
Coding region: 1-459 (152 amino acids)
Source: RefSeq, a predicted model, not a curated record